AUGGCGCUACGAGCGUCUCAUCACCUCAAUAUCCAAUCGUUUGCAUGGCUCGUUGGCCGUCUUCUCGAUUCAGCGAUAGAAAUUCCCGCAGCUCCUCCGUCGCUCCGCGUCGGCAUGUCGUUGCCACUCAACGACACCACUCCCGCCAAUGCUGUCCAUGUAUCUUUUCGACUCAACCAUUUGCCACAGAGGAACGCUGCUCGGCGUGGUAUUCCUCUGUCUCAGUUCAUCGACGAAUAUCCUCAACCCGAGACGCAGUUGGUACGUCGUCGAGGUUCCAAUCGGCGCCACGAUCGCCCAUGCUACCUCACACUACACCUCUCUACCACGAGCCUCUAUGCCAUUGUCGGCAUUGACUGUGGAAGCACCAACCCCGCAAACUUUCCAUCAUGCUCGAGCCCAUUCCGCUCUCUCAACAACAUCCACUUCAAUUUCCCGUCGUCCGCGCCGCACGAUUGCCCUGACCAUGAUCGCACCUCUCACAACGAUACGGACCCUCUCAGCUUCACAGUAGAAGCAACUGGGAUUCACGGUCUUACCUCCACAAACUCCGUCGCGCAGGGUAAUUCGAUAACAAUAAAAAACGUGCAUCGCAAUGUCCUCGUCAAUCUCCCUGGUCUCCAUGGUGUCAGCCUUAACAUCAACUUCAUCUCUGGUGAUAGGUAUCACGGUGCUAUCUACGGCGGAAAUGUCGUGGAAGGAACAAUGUCAACAUCUUUCGCAUAUCGAGCCCUGUUGGUUCUCGUUCGCCUCGUUCGGCCUGGUCCCUGCCUCGUAGGGAUACCCCACUCCUGCAAGAACAAGCAGAAUCACAGGGAGGAGUCGGUCGCUGGGUACAGCAGCGAUCGCCCCGUCCUAGGCCAUAUUGAAAUACGAAUGCAGAGUCAUACGCCUCAAUCCUCCUUCAGGACAGACGAAUAA
This is a messenger RNA of Pleurotus ostreatus (oyster mushroom), 921 nucleotides long. RefSeq lists its product as uncharacterized. The record is from RefSeq and is a predicted model, not a curated record. The transcript has 3 exons. The coding region runs from base 1 to 921 and encodes 306 amino acids. Lineage: Eukaryota; Fungi; Basidiomycota; Agaricomycetes; Agaricales; Pleurotaceae.